This is a messenger RNA of Daldinia caldariorum, 2479 nucleotides long. RefSeq lists its product as uncharacterized. The record is from RefSeq and is a predicted model, not a curated record. NCBI's taxonomy places the organism in Eukaryota, Fungi, Ascomycota, Sordariomycetes, Xylariales, Hypoxylaceae. The coding region runs from base 739 to 2274 and encodes 511 amino acids. Gene Ontology annotation, molecular function: protein binding. The transcript has a single exon.
UUCCUCCUUCCAUGAAUUUAUACUUAAUAUAAGCUGUAUGCACGCACAAUAUUGUACUAGUUAUACAUAGUUAGUAGGUAUUAUAUCUAUUCGUACCUGAUUUAUCGUUAUUUCCGAAUCUGCGGUAAGGGGGAGAAGGCGCUCUUCAAGCUCCAUUGAUUUCAAUUGAUGACACUUAACUUUCCUCAGGGGGGGCAACUGCAUAAGCACCUAGGAAGGUACCUAGAAGCAUUAGGCACCUCAUACCUCUAUGCACCUACCCUUUUACGCCGCUUAACAAAGCUUUAGACUACGGUUUACAUCAUCUUACAACUCGCGACGCUCAACUUGCGACUACUUACGGUUUACAUACCUGCAACUACAACUACAUACUUGCAAUUUCAUACCUAGCACCUUAACACAUUAACACAUUAACACCUUUGUAACAGCUAUAUCGCAAUAGCUCUUAUCAACCUUUAGUAUAACUAGGUCAUAUCGUAUCCGUCAUUUGCCCGUUCCUAUAAAGAAAAGAGGGUUCCAACCUAUGCGAUUGGAACCCUCUUCUGACCCAGCCUUACAAUAUGGCCCCUUUUAAUAGCAAACAAUUGUUCGAGUGAGCUGCUCUCGUCUAAACCACCUUACCCCCGUCUUUCCACGCCUACCUUGAGCCAUUUAUCUUCACUAGUGUCUAUGCUAACCCUUUUUCUUUUCUUUUUUUAAAAAAGUAAUGCUCGUUCCAAGUUGAAGCAUUCUCAUCGAAUGCAGGAUAUCUUGAAGAUGUUAUCCAUGAAGCGUCGGAAGAGUCGCAUUAACGAUGUAGGGGAUUCCAAUGAUGUCGUUGACAAUGAUGACCAGUCAUCUAUCGGCAACCCUGUCAGCCCUGCUGACUCGAGCGCCGCAAUGACUGGUAUCGGCGAUUCGAACAACAAUUCCUUGGCGCUCAACCCUGGUGCAACCCAGUCGCCCGGUGAAGGUCGAUCUCGGCAUAAGGUUUCAGGCUUAUUACUUCUUCCCCAGGAACUGUUUGACAACAUAACUAGCUACCUCAGCCACGCCAACAUAAUAUGUCUAGCUCUGGUCAACAAGGAAUUAAUGGGCCGUUUCUUGCAUUCGUGCCGAGUGCUUGAGCUGCUGGACCCCGACGAAUCUCCUUACAAAGCGCUAAACGCCUUUAUCAAGAAAGCAGAUGGUUCUAGGACUAAGAUCCGGGGGUCGCUUCUCAGCCUGCUGGACUACGAUUUGUUAGACCUUGUCUACUGCUAUAAGUGCAAGAAGCUCCACGAUCCGUUCUUGACCUUCAAAGACCGUGUUUUUGCACCAUGGAAAGCGGCCAGAUGUACUGACUGGACUAUGGACCAUCAUAUGCCUUCGCGUGCAACUAGAAAGUUACUCCGUACUAUCACAAAACGUCGGAUUCAUGGUGUUGAAUAUAGACAUCUCUUACAGCAGGUCAACAAUACACAGACAUCUUAUCAAAAGGGGUUCAUGGUCCAAUGUUCCUUGAGGAUGAGGUAUCGUGACGACGAUUUACUCCUCAGACGACAACAAGUCGUCUCUUCUAUCGACAAGUCAGCGUUGACGUUAUGGUUGUUCGGUCAGAUACUACGAAACCCACCUCAUCAUAAUCAUUGGGCUAUACCAUUGCCCAAGGUCCACCCGAUAUGCAACCAUCAUACCUGGUAUCCAUACUACGCACAGAUGGUACAGCAAUGGAUCGAACCCCUCUGCACGACAGAUCAUAGCGCUGCAGCUGAGGUACACCAUUCACCAUCUUGUUUUAAUAGCGACCCAUUCGACGUAUCAAAACAGGAAGGGCACAUUAUUUACGAAAGACUGAAAUGGUUAUCGUCUGGAGCUAAACAAAAUCCUACGAAUGUACCUAUGCUUCUAGGAAACGUUCUAGGCUGCAAUAGAUGCACGACCGAUUAUAGUAUCGAUCUCACCCGCCUGCCGGAACCUUUCGGCUGGGGGUUUAUCCUGACAACCUGGCUAGAUCUCGGUAAAAUUGACUUCUGCAAUAAAUGGGACAGCCACAGAGAUGCACGGCCGUUCCGAGAGAUCAAACGGGACUAUACAUGCGGAGAGAUAUGCGAAAGAUUCGAAGACCUCGCCUCUUGGCGUGACCAUCGGCCUCAGAUCAGCGAACUUAAUAUGGAGAGGAUGCAAAACUACGGAUGGAGUGAGAGGGUAAUGAGUGGGAAAGAGAGAUACGACAGCUGGUCUUCGGGGCAUUCGUGCAAUCCGGCAACGGGUCGAAUAGAGGAUCCGGAUCCGUUGGAUGAAGCAGAUUAUUAAUGAGAGGAUAACCACACUUAGGUUAUUAUAACGACGACCCGGGGAUAGCAUGUUUCCUAACUGAUUUUAAUCUCGAUACAGCGAGAUUUAUAUACGCAUGGUCAGGCGUUUGAAGGUCACGAAAGGUUUUUACAUCAACAGGGAACUAAUGAAGUAAUGCAUGGAGUCUACAGGUCUGCAUGAUAAUCAACAUGUGAUUUAUUAG